AUGCUGGACAGGCGGCUCUCAUUCCGGGAGCACCUGGAGUAUGCGCACAAGAGGGCAAGCGAGACGACAAGGGCACUCUCACGCAUGCUGCUUAAUAUCAGAGGCCCGAGGCAGGAAAGGCGAAAGCUCAUCACCAGCGUGGUAAGCUCGCAGAUCCUCUAUGCCGCCCCGGUGUGGGCUGAUGCAAUUACUGUGCGGUCUUAUGCGCGGGGCAUUGAGGCGGAUUAUCGGCUUUGUGCGUUACGCACGUCAUGCGCCUUCAGAACGGUGUCUGACGACGCGGCACUGGUGAUCGCCGGACUCAUUCCACUAGGGGAACUAGUCCGGGAGAGGGCAGAGCUGGCCGAGACGGCCCAGGACGAAACCGCGCCGGCGCUCAUUCCGGACGUGGGCGUAUGGACCGGAAGAAAGCACGGCGAGGUGGACUUCUACCUGACUCAGGCCCUUAGUGGACACGGGUGUUUUAGGAGCUAUCUGAAGCGAUUCGGGCACGAAUGCGAAGAUGGCUGCCCUUCAUUUGGCAGGGGGGUCAUGGAGGACGCCUACCAUGUCCUCGAGGAGAGCCUGGAGGAGACUUUCUCACCGGAGAGCAUGGUGCCACUAAUGCUGGAGUCAGGGCACAAAUGGGAAGCCACAGCCAAGUUUGUGGCUAAAGUCUUGAAGGAGCUGAGAGCCCUGGAGAGGCAACCGCCGAAGUGGAAGUCCAAGGUCCUACCGAAGCACGACACAAAUGCCGCACAGUAUUCGAUUCCGGAUCACAAGUGA
This is a messenger RNA of Drosophila ananassae, 765 nucleotides long. RefSeq lists its product as uncharacterized. The transcript is spliced from 3 exons. Bases 1 to 765 code for a protein of 254 amino acids. The record is from RefSeq and is a predicted model, not a curated record. NCBI's taxonomy places the organism in Eukaryota, Metazoa, Arthropoda, Insecta, Diptera, Drosophilidae.